UUUUGGGCACCUGGCAAUCGGUAUGCACGGGACACACACCCACACAUAUACACAAACACACACGUGUUCCACAGAAAAAUUAGGAAAAGCGUUUUCCUUUUCUUAGAAAUCCGUGUUUCACAAAAUGCCCAGGCAUUCCAAGUCAGUUCGUAUCUGGAAUUACUGCACUUUUAAUCCUGUUUUUGGUCUGCUUCUAAAGAAAGCAAGUCAACCCAAACUGGAGCUUAUCGGAAUACACUAUUCCGAUAAGCUCCAGUUUGCUGUAGCUUUGAAUAUAACUGGGAAGAACGGUGGACAUUGCAAGCCAAAUGGAGGGCGUUCUCACAAAAUGGCUGCCAAAAGUGCUUACUUAGUUUAUAAACUGGUGGCUUGAGCCAGCAUUUCUCAACUUGGGCAACUUCGCGAGCUGUGGACUUCUAACAACUCCCAGAAUUCCCUAGCAAGCAGGCUUUAAUAUGGGUGGACUUCAACUCCCAGAAUCCCCCCGCAAGCAUGCUUUAAGGGGGAGGGGACUUCAACGCCCAGAAUCCCCCCAGCAAGCAUGCUUUAAAAUGAGUGGAUUUCAAUUCCCAGAACUUCCCAGCCAGCAUCCUUUAAGAAGGUGGACUUCAACUCCCAGAAUCCCCCCAGCAAGCAUGCUUUAAGGGGGAGGGGACUUCAACUCCCAGAAUUCCCCAGCCAGCCACCUUUAAGGUGGGUGGACUUCAACUCCCAGAAUCCCCUAAUAGCAACUAUCAAGGAUAGAACUCUGCAUGUCGGCUUGGGCAUUCUGGGGGUUGAAGUCCACCCAGCCUAAAGUGGCUGAAGUUGGGAAACCCUGGGCUUAGGGGACUCCCUGCCACAAACGAGGAAGCUUAAAAAGUUGACCCACACCUACUUCCAAAGCACUUCCUGGACAGUUUUCCUUUGCAGACGCUUGCAGCCUGUGUAUGCCAGGGUGAGGCUGCUCAACUCCUUUAGGUAAUUGGAAUAAAAAUUUAAUUUAAUUUUUUUCAAAAAAUGGGGGCGGGCAGAUCCCAAGAUGCCACCCACCUCUUCUUCUUCUCCCGGCUGCCAGCUGCCUGCCCCUGGAAGGCCUCGCCCUCCCCCUGGAAGGCAGCCCAGACUUGUGUGCGUGCCGACAACUUUCUUUGCCUCGCUGGGUGUGCGACAGGGAAAAUCACAUGGACUAGAGACGGGAGACCAUUCUGGAGAAGGAGCAGCCCUUGAGAAGAUUGCUGUUCCACGUGGACCCCUGCCAUGGCGCUGACUCACAGCUUCUCGCCCCCGCUGUGUUUUGCAACAGCUCAAACUCCUCCAAAGAGUUAGAGAAGCCCCAUCCUUCAUCUCCUGACCAGGAUGACCUCCAUCCCCACCUAUGAUUAUCCUGAGCCCUAUGCCAACCCCCGGGGAGGGGCUGCAGCUUUGCCCCGCAACAUCAGCCUGGUGGGACGACUGCGGCUCACCCAGCCCGUUUGGCUGCAGCUGGAUAUCAAUUCGGCCACAGCCCUCCACAUCUUGCAACGGGAACCGGCUGGGACAUUUCUGGUGCGAAGGUCCAACACCCGCCAGUGCCAAGUUCUUUGUCUCCGUCUUUUGAAUGACUCCUCGCCUGCUUUUGUGACGACUUACCGUUUACACCAGGAACGGGCAGCUAUUACACUGGAGGGAUCCGAUCGGAGUUUUCCCACGCUUCUUCAUCUCGUUGGUUUUUACUGCUCAGCUCCGGAUGUCCUGCCUCUUUCUCUACGUCUCCCGCAGCCUAUUUGGGAGGCUUCAACCUGCCAGGAGCUGGAAGCCAUUGCUCACCUGGGCCUAGAAUUCUGGAAUUCCUCUCUCAAUGCCAAGGGAUCCACCCAACUGGCUUGUUUGGGAUCGACUUCCGGCACCGAUGCACUCUCUCCAUCCCAUCCCUUGAGAGACCCCCAAGAUCCAAACAGGCCCCAGUUGGGUGGAAGAGAGCCCACCCAAGCCCCUGGCCUUCCUCCCACCUGUCUGGGUGGCCCGUCCCUUGAAGACGUGAGCGUCCGACGCCAGUAUUUCAAGAGUAACAUCAAGGUGCAAGUCUCCACCGAGGCCGCCAGCCCCCUGUCCCCACCGGCUGCUCCACCACCACCCAUUCCUGUUGGGAAGAAGAAGAGGAAGACCCCUUUCCAUCCACACCAGCCCCCUGCCUCCGAUGGGAAAAGUCCAUUUCCCAACAGCAACUUCCAAGACUUUUCCACGGACAAAGCAGCGACUGAAAACCGCUGCACUACACAGAAGCAUUUCUGAAUUAUUCUUCAGCUUCAUUGGGUCAGCACUGUGAAUGAUGGAUGAGAAACAGGUGGGGGUGCCUGCCCCCCCCUCCAUUGUUCAAAACUACAUUUCCAGUUCACCUGAGUCUUUUGGGGUUGCAGGUACGUAAGAAAUGGAAGACAAUGGUGUAUCCAAGGCAGAAAUACAGGUACUCCUCAAGUUAUGACCACGAUCAGGAUUGGAUGUUCCAUUGCAGUUGUUAAAUGAGUCACGCCUGAUUUUGUAGCCUUUUUUUGUCAUGCAGAUGUUAAGUCCUGCUUCCUCCAUUGAUUUUGCUUGCUGGAAACAUUAGAAAUUCUGCGUAUAUAUAGCACCGCAGAUCAAACAAGGUGCACAGUCACCAUGUGGUUUACUGCUUAACUGUUUAACUGAAACAGUUAGCUCUACUUAGGACAAAAGAAUAUAGAGUAUAGAGGGCAUCUAGUCCAACCCCUUGCUCCGGGCAGGCUGUGCUGAGAGCAUUUCUGAUCAAUGACCCUCCAGCCUCCGUUUGAAACUGGCCUACCUGGCAAGGCUAUCAGUGUGAAAAGACAAAUUAUACAUGCUGUGUUGUUUUUUUCCGGAGCAAAACUGAGAUCGUUCUUAAAUGUUUUCUUAACUCGUUUAUAACAAUGUCAGCCAGUUUGUGCUGGGCAGAGUAUAAUUAAGAGGUGUAAUUUUAUGUGUUUAUAUAAGCUUAGGUCAAAUCAGGACAUUUAAAGGUAUAGUAUCUAGUUAGCUGCUAGUAAUUUUUUUUGUGUGUAUUUUUCCUUUCUCUACUUAAAAGGAAUAUUUUUAAAUAAAUAUUGACAUUCCUCUUCGGCCUCUCAAUAUUUGAAGAGGUAAAAUAUUAUGCUGUGAUUGAAUGUUUUCGCUACUAAACGUUUACUAGUGUUAUUUGGCUGCUGUUACUUUUUAUAUAUAUCUAUCUAUCUUGGGUGCAGCCUCUUCUAUGAAGAGCAGGCGUUUCAAAACAUUUCAGAUAAAGUUCAUUGAUAAAAACACA
Molecule: messenger RNA, 3262 nt
Organism: Crotalus tigris (Tiger rattlesnake)
Lineage: Eukaryota; Metazoa; Chordata; Lepidosauria; Squamata; Viperidae
Gene: RIN1
Product: Ras and Rab interactor 1
Exons: 7
Coding region: 1339-2253 (304 amino acids)
Source: RefSeq, a predicted model, not a curated record